Molecule: messenger RNA, 1725 nt
Organism: Desarmillaria tabescens
Lineage: Eukaryota; Fungi; Basidiomycota; Agaricomycetes; Agaricales; Physalacriaceae
Product: carboxyl transferase
Exons: 11
Coding region: 49-1668 (539 amino acids)
Biological process (GO): L-leucine catabolic process
Cellular component (GO): mitochondrion; methylcrotonoyl-CoA carboxylase complex
Molecular function (GO): methylcrotonoyl-CoA carboxylase activity
Source: RefSeq, a predicted model, not a curated record
AUUUAUUGGAAAUUAAUUAAUUUGAUUUCUACCCCACAUUCCUCCACCAUGAACCGCAUCAUACAACUCGGACGACGGAGGUAUCAUGCCUCUGUCUUGCCCUCUCGUGUAUCCUCUGCUUCUCCAGAGUUUGUCGCUAAAGCACAGGCGAUGGAUGAGCUUGUCACGGAUCUCAACGCCAAGCUUGCUAGGGCUCGACUCGGAGGAGGCGACAAGGCUGCAGAACGCAUGAGGAGCAAAGGAAAGCGCGUUCCUAGGGAUAGGCUCAACCUUCUCCUCGAUCCACACACGCCCUUUCUCGAGCUCUCCCCGCUCGCUGCACAUGACGUCUACCCGGGCGAUUACGUCCCUGGAGCGGGUAUUAUCACUGGAAUAGGCAGAAUAAAGGGAAGAGAGUGUAUGGUAGUCGUGAACGACCCAACUGUGAAAGGCGGCGCGUAUUACCCGCUCACCGUGAAGAAACACCUCCGGGCCCAAGAGAUCGCCAGGGAGAACGGCCUACCCUGUAUUUACCUCGUCGAGUCGGGCGGAGCAGCACUCCCACACCAAGCGAAUGUCUUUCCGGAUAAAGACCAUUUCGGGAGGAUCUUUUACAACAUGGCCCAAAUGUCCGCCCUGGGUAUCCCCCAAAUCGCCUCCGUCCACGGUAUAAGCGUCGCAGGGGGCGCCUACGUCCCCGCCAUGGCCGACGAGAACGUCAUCGUGCAAAAUCAGGGGCGAAUAUUCCUUGCUGGUCCGCCGCUUGUGAGGGCUGCGACGGGGGAGGAGGUGGGUGAGGAGGAACUGGGUGGGGGGAGGAUGCAUUCGGGGGAGAGCGGGGUGACGGAUCAUUUGGCGAGGGAUGAUGAGCAUGCAAUUCAUCUUGUGAGGGGGGUUGUGGGGGAUUUGGGGGUGGGGAGGGGCGGGGAGAGGAGGGUGGAUGCGGAGGUGGAGGAGCCGUUGUAUCCUGCUAGUGAGCUUCAUGGGAUUGUGGGUACGGAUGUUCGACAGGCGUUUGAUAUGCGUGAUGUCAUUGCUCGGGUGGUUGAUGGCAGUCGUUUUAGAGAGUUCAAGAAGGAGUAUGGUCCGACUAUUAUUACUGGUUUUGCACAUAUACAUGGCUACCAAGUGGGAAUCAUUGCGAAUAACGGCAUCCUGUUUUCCCCUUCUGCGUUGAAAGCUACGCAUUUCAUACAGAUUUGCGAGCAGAGGGGGGUGCCGUUGGUGUUUCUCGUUAAUGUCACAGGUUAUAUGGUAGGCUCCAAAGCGGAACGAGGGGGGAUAGCCAAAGACGGUGCAAAGAUGGUCAGAGCCGUUGCAUGUGCGACUGUCCCAAAGUUUACUGUCAUUGUCGGUGGCAGCUUUGGAGCGGGGAAAUUACGGUGUAUGGCCGGUCGAGCGUAUUCUCCGAGGUUCCUGUGGAUGUGGCCUGUACAACGCAAAGUAUCCGUAAUGGGUUCUGCGCAGCUCUCGCAAGUCAUGACGUCCGUGUCCAAGGACCCAACUCAACACUCAGCCCUCAAGACAGAGAUCGAAGAACAGAGUACGGCGCUCUAUUCGACGGCGAGGCUUUGGGACGACGGGAUCGUGGCUCCGGGUGAUACGAGGGAUGUUUUGGGGUUGGCUUUGGGUGUUGCUGGGGAGAGGAGGAGCGAGGGAGGGGGUGGGUUUGGGGUGUUUAGGAUGUAGGUACUUUGAGUGUGUGUUGAGAGGCGAAUAGAGCGGUGGUGAGAAGAUUGAUAUGGC